GACGGAGGAAUUACAAUUUUGCAUUUGAAAAAAUACGAUAUUUUUUUAAUUAUAUUUCAAAAUGAAUUUAUUAUAUUUAAUAUACUCGGGUAUAUCACAUCUCAAUUUUUUUUUUCAAUAUUUUAAGGUUAAAAAAAAAGUCAAAUGCGCCACUGAAAAUAUAUAGAGGGAGUGAAGGAGUGGGGGAACCCAAUGAAUGAAUUCAACAACAGUGCAAGAUCGGAUAGAUAGAAAUGAGGAGGGCCGCUGUCGUCUUCUUCCUAAUAAUUCAAAUUACUGUUCCGAUUCUGUUCGCCGCCGCCGAAGCCGCUUCUGGUUCGCCGGUGAAGUUUCUUCCGGGCUUCGAUGGCGGCCCUCUUCCGUUUCAACUCCAAACCGGGAGUCUAGGGUAUUUGGGGAAAGAAGAAGUUAG
Molecule: messenger RNA, 412 nt
Organism: Cuscuta campestris
Lineage: Eukaryota; Viridiplantae; Streptophyta; Magnoliopsida; Solanales; Convolvulaceae
Source: the annotation of a GenBank genome assembly